Colossoma macropomum (tambaqui) is the source of this 2891-nucleotide messenger RNA. RefSeq names its product heparanase (gene hpse). Gene Ontology annotation, cellular component: extracellular matrix; membrane. The record is from RefSeq and is a predicted model, not a curated record. Bases 168 to 1820 code for a protein of 550 amino acids. Gene Ontology annotation, molecular function: hydrolase activity, acting on glycosyl bonds. NCBI's taxonomy places the organism in Eukaryota, Metazoa, Chordata, Actinopteri, Characiformes, Serrasalmidae. The transcript has 12 exons.
UGUUUAGUCUGUUGUCAGCGGUCCUUUAGUAUGAGCUCGUUACAGGAAAUAUGCGUACGAUCAGCUGAGUCAUGUGUUUUAAUAGUUUUGGCGAUGUUUCCUUUUCACUCGUACUCAGCAGGAGGAAAGCGACACUGAUGUAGCUCAGUCUACAGCUCACAGACACCAUGGGGCAGCCUAGACUCAGGAACUCUGCCGGCGCCUUUGCUCCGUUUCAUCUAAUUGCUGCUGUUUUCUUCUACACAUUGCGAGCUGAGGCAGUUCCAGCUCUGGUUGAAGACGGUUUUAAAGAGGUGAAUCUCGAACUGGAUGUUUCUCGUGUUGACAAAAAAGUGAACGAAAGAUUUCUCUCCGUGGCUAUAGAUGCAGAUUUAAUGGCCCGAGAGAAGUUCAUGUACCUACUUGGAUCACCAAAACUGAGAAUUCUAGCAAAGGCAUUGACUCCAGCGUUUUUGCGAUUUGGAGGAACUGAGCAAGAUUUUAUGCAGUUCAGCCCACAGAGGGAACUUUGCACGUCAAACGACCACAGUUCCCUUCAUUAUCCAGGACAUUCCUGUGACAGGUUUGAGCUUCCACCUUUGCAAGAAAAGAGGCUGAAGCAGGAAUGGGCACUGCAGACCUCAGUCUUACACCAGGAAGAGCUGCUUGGAAAAUACAGCAAAAUGAAUUUCUCAGAAAGUGCAGUGGACCUGCUGUAUGCCUUUGCAAACUGCUCUGGAUUGGACCUGAUCUUUGGGUUGAAUGCGCUGCUCCGAACCCCUGACAAUGUCUGGGACAGCCAGAAUGCAGAGCUGCUGAUGAACUACUGUGAAUCCAGACAGUACAUCAUGUCCUGGGAGCUGGGCAAUGAACCCAACAGCUAUGAGAAGAAGGCAGGAAUCAGGGUAGACGGUUACCAGCUGGGCCAGGAUUUCCGCCAUCUUUAUAAGAUCCUGCAGAAAUCUAGAAUCUACAGCUCAUCAGGGCUGUACGGACCAGACGUCAGUCAGCCAAGAAACCACCGCAAAGAUCUACUUACAGGGUUUUUGGAGACUGCAAGUAAUGCCAUUGACGCGUGUACCUGGCACCACUAUUAUGUCAAUGGUAGAGAUACAUCCUUGGAGGAUUUUAAAGAUCCUGAAGUGCUGGACACACUGGCUGUCAAAACUAAUGAGGUCCUUGAGACUGUGUGGUCGGUGUCUCCUGGGAAGAGAGUCUGGCUUGGAGAGACGAGCUCAGCAUAUGGUGGUGGUGCCUUGGGCCUCUCUGACACAUUUGUUGCUGGUUUUAUGUGGCUGGACAAACUUGGACUUGCUGCCAAGAUGGGUUUGGACGUCGUCAUCAGACAGGUGUUGAUUGGCUCUGGUACAUACCAUCUGGUGGAUGAUAACCUCGAUCCACUUCCAGAUUACUGGCUGUCAGUGCUUUAUAAAAGGCUAGUUGGACCCGAAGUGCUGAAAGUAGAAGUUGUCUCGAAUUCAAAGCACAAACGGCUAUUACGGAUGUAUCUUCAUUGCACUAACAGAAAAAGUUCAAGUUACAGACAAGGUGCAGUCACGCUGUUUGCCCUAAACCUAAGCAAAAAUCAAGCCACACUCAGUCUGCCAGCCCUCUUCUCCAACAGCACCAUUGAGGCUUAUGUACUCCAGUCAGCAGAGUCAGGUGUGGACGGACUCCAGUCCAGGGCUGUUAGACUGAAUGGAGUUUUGCUCAAGAUGGUGGAUGAGCAGACGCUCCCUCCUCUUCAGGGAAUAGACCUGCGACCUGGAGAACAUCUUAAACUGCCUGGACUGUCCUUUGCCUUUUAUGUUCUGAAACAAGCACGUGCUCCUGUUUGCUGAUAAGGGCUAAGAAUAAGAUGAAUUAUCUGUUUACCAUGACAGCCUUGGUUUUUUGUUGUUGCAGAAGUUGAAAAUGAAUGUAGCACUGUAAACUUUGAUGUAUGCCAAAGAACCUGGAAGUGAGUAUGUUUGCAUUUUUUUAUAAAAUUUCUACAUUACAAGAAAAGACUUCAACAUUUUUUGUCAAGCUACUCUGGUAUUUUUAAACAAGUGGCAUAGUUUGUCUUAUAUGUUUUGUAAGAUAUCAAUGCAGUAAUGAAGAUUAGAUUAAUUUAUCAUCAUCAUAUUAGCAUUAAAAAAACACGAACACCAGAUGUUAUACAUCCCCAUCCUCCAUCAUGCUUCACUGAUAGUCAUAGAUAUAAUUCAAAGUCUUUUAUUGCUUCAGUGUUGUAUAUACUGCCUUUUGUUACUUCCAAAGAUCUCUAAUUUAGAAUACUCACUCUGUGAAACCUUACUCCACAUCUCAAAUGUCCAGUUUUGGUUUGAUUAUGUAACAAAGGGAUUCCUAGUGCAGUCUUCUCAAAAUGGAAGAAUAGGUAGAAAUAUCAGUGGGUUUGAGAACCAAAACAAGAGUGGAGCUUGAUUUUCUUGAUUUUUUUUUCCUCUCUCUUAAAGGUGAAAGCUUUAAGUAUUGUUUAUAUGAUGGUGACAGCUUUGGUGGUCUCUCAGGUAAUGCAUGUUAGGAGUCUCGUUUAUUAACUUUUUUUUUUUUUAAUAACAACCUCUCUACCUUUUUUUUAAACUCCAGAUUCUCCUUUUUACGCAAAUGGAUUUUCUUAUACGUAAUCUGAUCAGAAUUAUAACCUUUUUCUGCCACUGAACAAGGGAAGAACUUAUUGGCUGUUUUGACUGGACACUAAAUAAACGAAAGAGUGGUCACUGACUUUUGCAAAAGUAUAGUAUGUUCAUUAUUACAAUUUUUAAAAAUGCUGUUUUUAUGGUUCUGGUAGUUGUAUCGGUUAUUUCCUUAAUUUCUAGAUAUAUUUAUCACUCUUCAUGAGGUUUUAUAGCUUUUUAGAGUGUCUUUGUUGACAGGAGAGUAAACAUGGUGUGCGUGGAAGAAUUUAA